AUGUCAGGUUGGUUUCCCGCCCAACCAAAUUAUUCCAAUUCCGAUGAAGCAGAAGCCACAAAAUCCAAAUUCAUGGGCCAGCCGAAGAUCAUUCUAUUGCGAAGCGGAUGCGGCGAGGUGCCGAGGUCAACUCAAUUCUUUAACAGCUUUCAUCAUUUCUUUUCUAAUUUUAUUUUAUUUCUAAUUCCAGUUAAGAAAAAUUGGAAGAAGAGAGGGAAAGAAAAUGGAGUUAUUGCUCCUUUAAUUGAGAACUAUUGGUUUCAAAGAUACCAUCUUUUUUCAAAAUACGAUGAAGGAAUUAAAAUGGAUGAGGAAGGCUGGUUUUCUGUUACUCCCGUAGAGAUAGCCAUGAGGCAUGCGGAGAAGUGCGGUGGCGAUGAACUUGUCAUUGAUUGCUUUUCAGGUGUCGGUGGCAAUGCCAUCCAAUUUGCUAAACUGUGUCCUUUUGUUCUGGCUAUUGAUAUUGAUCCUCAGAAAGUUAAUAUGGCCCUUAACAAUGCAAAGGUCUAUGGAGUAGAAGAUGAUAUUGAUUUCAUUGUUGGAGAUUUAUUAAUAAGUGUGUAG
Molecule: messenger RNA, 564 nt
Organism: Gossypium arboreum
Lineage: Eukaryota; Viridiplantae; Streptophyta; Magnoliopsida; Malvales; Malvaceae
Exons: 2
Coding region: 1-564 (187 amino acids)
Biological process (GO): 7-methylguanosine cap hypermethylation; 7-methylguanosine RNA capping
Cellular component (GO): nucleus
Molecular function (GO): RNA cap trimethylguanosine synthase activity
Source: RefSeq, a predicted model, not a curated record